This is a messenger RNA of Toxotes jaculatrix (banded archerfish), 2163 nucleotides long. Its product is annotated as integral membrane protein 2A-like. Gene Ontology annotation, molecular function: amyloid-beta binding. The transcript has 6 exons. Lineage: Eukaryota; Metazoa; Chordata; Actinopteri; Toxotidae. Gene Ontology annotation, biological process: negative regulation of amyloid precursor protein biosynthetic process. Gene Ontology annotation, cellular component: plasma membrane; extracellular exosome; Golgi apparatus. The record is from RefSeq and is a predicted model, not a curated record. Bases 307 to 1053 code for a protein of 248 amino acids.
CAGGGCAGUAAAUGGUUUCGGUGGUCGCUGUGAAGCCAGGAAUAAUAGCCGUGAAAUUAACCUAAGCGUGAGCUGCUUUUCUGUGUCAUGUAGUUUGAGUUUGAAGCAGAUUUUCCGGUUUGUCUCUCGGAUGCCAUCUUAAUCCCCCUCCAGUCACCGGAAGUGCUAGAUAAAGCCGAGGUUGCAAAGUGCGUCACAGCGCGGAGCUGCGGAGAAUAAACGGAGCCUUGCUUUGCAGCCCAGCGCCGACAUCCUCCGCUUUUCUCUGUGCACAAGAAGCCCCGGGCUCACGUUUGACAAACCACCAUGGUGAAGAUUGCUUUCAACUCUGCUCUGGCGCAGAAGGCGCUGGGCAAAGAGGUGCCAACCGCUGUGAAGGAUCCUGAGCUGGCCUCUGCUCCUGCUGGGAACGAGGGCUCCACAGGUCGCUGUCUGCUCACUCUGCUGGGAAUCGCCUUCAUCCUCAGUGGGCUGAUCGUGGGGGGAGCAUGUCUCUAUCGAUAUUUCACCCCAAAGAGGCUGUAUCAUGGUGCCAUGCAGUUCAAUGACGUGUCGGCCGGAGCUGGAGGAGAGAGCCAGCCUUACUACCUGCCUCGGGUGGAGGAGGAGGUGGAAAUCUCUGACAACAUGGCCGUCAUCAGCGUCCCCCCACCCCGCUUCAGACCUGGAGACCCUGCUUACAUCCUCCAUGACUUCAACAGGAAGCUGACGGCUUAUCUGGACCUGACUCUGAGGACCUGCUUUGUGAUUCCUCUGAACACCUCAGUGGUGCUCCCCCCUCAGGACCUGAUCGACCUCUUCUCACAGCUGAUGUCUGGCUCUUACCGCAGCUACCUGGUGCAUGAGGAUCUGGUGGUGACUGAGCGUAUUGAUGAUAUCAAACCUCUGGGCUUCUACAUCCGCCGUCUGUGUGAUGGAAAGGAAACAUACAGAAUGCAGCGCCGUGCCAGCCUGCCAGGUGGAGGCAUCCAGAAGCGCUCUGCAGACGAAUGUUUCACCAUCCACCACUUUGAGAACAAGUUUGUGACGGAGACCAGGAUCUGCAAGGCUUGAUGGGAAAGCAUGAGGAUAGAUCAGAGAGAGAGAGAGAGAAUGAUAGAGAGCACCAGAGUGACUGAGACAAAGAGUGGGUGGGAGUGGGCGCGGGAGGGAACUCCUUUCAGCAGAAAGUUGCUUUUGUAUAAAUCUCUAACUCUGGUUUUUGCUUCCCCAGCUUUAACCCCAGUGAUAAGUGAAUUUAAGUUACAGCGUUAUAGCCUAAACCCCCCCCCAUCCCACCCCCUCCUCUGCUGCAUUCCCUUAGACCUAUAUAGGUCAUAGCUCUCGCUCUUGCGCAAGUAUUCACUAGCUAGUGUUGUACUGAUAAGCUGCGUCAGCCUGCUAAACAUAUAACUAAGUUUCAUUUGUUAUGUUGCUUUUACUUCUGUUGCUGUAACUCCUGCAGACUAAUCUUAUUGUUGUUACUACUGCUACUGAAUAUCCUAGUGAUACUGAGAAGUCAUUCAUAUCAGACCUGUCUGUGUAUCAGCCUACUGUUCCCACUCUUAAUGGGGUUUAUAGAUCAGCCAUGAUAAGAUAUACUGUAUGUUAUAGUGUGAAAUAGCACAAGUCACCCUGGAGAGGUAUGGUACUAUACCGAUACAGUGCACGUGUAACGUGUUUGUCGUAGUCUGUCGUAUGGAUGGUAGCAGAGUUGCACAAGCCCAGAGCUCUCAGUCAACACUUUGUAGAUAUUUCCCAGAGUGCCCUGCUGCUCCCAGAGGCCUCUACUGUGUCCUGGUGUGUGAUGAUUUCAUGUAAACCUGACGGCGAACAGUCUAGCACCCUAUAUGACCAGUGUUUGUGUUUGUGUAGAAACCUCAUUUGUGUCAAUGGAACUUGGAGGAUGGUUGAUAAGCUAAAGGGAAAUUCCACCAAAUUUAACACUAGUUUUUGAACUCUUAUUUAUAAACAUGUAGUCAGUCCCGUAACAUGGAGUUAUCCUUACAGAGAGAGAAAGAAGUACGUUCCUGUAGGUUUAGCAUUUUAUAUAUAUAUUUAAAAUUGUCACAGGAACAAAUUAUCCACAUCGGUUUGUUUAUUUGAUUUUUGAAAGUCCUUGCUUGUAUGAAGUAUGGAGAACAAAAAAAAAAGUAUUUUUGCCAAAUAAAUUCAUUUUCAGUG